ACCAUCAAAAGGACUGAUGCCGCUUAUCUUAGGCUUUCUUUUUGGACGUGGUUUUGAUCUGUGAUCUGUCACAAAGUCACAAACAACAAGCGCCCCACUUUGAGAAUCAAAGAUUUGACCAGAUGGCAGAUUGCCAUCGCCAGAGGCUUUUUGAAUCCAGUCAUUGUAGUUCAAAGUUGUGAUCUAUCGGUGCUCCACAGCCCCGUGUGAGUGUGUUAGGGUUUGCAAUGCCUCAUUCACAGAGUCAAUCACGUUCAGUCAUGAGAACAUGACUCCCUGAGUGUGUGCGCCCUUGUACUGUAUGUGUCAGAGGCAAUGGAGCAACAGACGGGGUUGACACAACGAAGGGAAAGUAAAGGGAGACUGGGACAGAGACGUGGACGGACGGAUGAACUCGGGGAGAAGAAUAAGGGGGGGCUUGUUCUCGUCACAAAGGACGAGGCCGUAGGCAGGAGGAAAUGCCAGUUACAAACACGACCGAUCUCAAUGGAUGCCAAUGAAUCAGCGGGUUAAGAAUCUCUACAGACCGCAGGCUAUGAGCCUUCUCUGCAGUCCAGGAUUUCACUUACAAGCUUUUAUAUUCUCAUUAUUUAUUUCCAAAAUACAUGUGCUGAAACUCUAUUACAAGUUGCUGUCCUGUGAAUGUAAAGUUUGAAUGACUCUGUUAUCAAAACUUAUAAGUUAUUUGUCCCACAAGGAAACUUUUACAGCUAAUGUCCUGAAGUUGUGUUGAUAUAUUUACAACAUGAAUGUACAGAGCCAAUUAAAAAACACAAAAUGAGUUCAUAUCUUAACUAACAUUUGCUUUAUUUUUUCUUUUAUUUUUUACAAAAGUGUAAAUUGCUUUGGGCAGUUUAACUUUUUGAAAACACUGGUCUCUUUCUUAUGAAAAACAUUAUUUAACACACUAUGAAUCCCCAACAUCCUGUCAAUAAAUAACUGAACUGUUUAAAAGUGUCUCGUUUUUUUUAUUUCUUAUUUUUAACUACAUUUAAUAGAAAAAAUACAAUAACUUGCUUGAAAAAAAUUAACUUUAAAAAAACGCCACACAAUGGCAGUUAAAGUGAAAUAAUUGUAAAAUUCCAUUAACAUUAUCUGUAUUUUUUACGUCAAAAAAAGUUUAGAAAACUAUGCUUUUAUUUUCUAUAUGAACAUCCGCCGGAAGCGACCAGACUUUUGUUUUGGAAAGCCGCUCAUCAGCGGUCGCCAUUAUUAUUCCUGGCUUGACGUCCGAAAUAAGACGGUUUAAUUACUUUUCAACGUUGUUAUUUGGGUUAAACUGUUGUAUUUAUUGUGUGUUUGUGUCCGCCGUUCCGUUUUCCACCCGCAUUAGCCGCGCAUAUUAAGCAGAGCAUGGACAGACGGUCCAGUAGAAAAGGUCCUGGAAGCUCCCUUCCCCUGGCCUCCCUCCGUCUGAUGGCUUCUCCUCUUCAACUUACAUAUUCCUACAUAUGGCAGGUCAUACGGCAGAAAGAUGUGAAGCAUUAUGGGAAAGUGGAAGAGUUUGUAACCAUGGUGACUCAGACUGUUCCUGAGCUGCUGAGUUUCAAGCAGACCGCCCAGCUAAUUCUGGGGUUAAGAGCCAGGAUUAUUCUGGAGCUGCUUAACAGGGAAGGCCCUCCAGAUCUGAAGGCCAUUCAGACUCUCAUCAACAAGCUGAAGGUCACCACAUCUUCUGGGAAGGAUAAUGAGGUGGAGAAAUCACAAACAAACUUCAUGGUUCUGGUGCAGAAUCUGCUCAAAAAUCCCAAUGAGAAGAAGCGCUUCUUUAAGGAAGUCUUCCCUCUUCAUUACGGCACAAAGUUUGACACAGCACUGCAGGCUUUGAUCGCUGGUCUGGUUUGCAAGUUGGAGCAACUUCUUCCUGUUCCCAAUCUGUCCCAGCUCGGUUCUCUGAUCUCCACGGAGCCCAGCGUCUUGGAUGCAUGCGGGGCCCUCAUCCCUGACCAAGCAGAUGUGAAGACGCUUCUGCUGCACCAGCAGGCCAAAGGCCUCCUGGGCGUUAAAGCGACCGUCUCAACCUCGGUGGGCGACUGUGUACUUUCUUCCCUCGCCUUCCUUCCUAAACCAGUGGAACCGCCACCAACACCCCCACCCCCGCCCCCACCAAAGCAGCCAGAGGCCGCCCAAGAUGAGAGGAGCAAUGUUUCCCUGAGCGACCACGACGACGUGGGUUGUGUCUCCGAUAACUCUGACAGUCAGGAAGUUUUCCCCGAGUCGCCUCUGCAGAGAGAGCCGGCUAACGACAAGCAGACGAAGGAAGACGAUCCCGCCGCUACUGCCCCGCAGGAGUCUCCCCCUCAAAGCAGCGGGAACGACGGAGCACCACCCCCUCCGGAUAAACCGGAGCCGCAGCGGCUGCCGCUGAAAUCCAUCCCAUUCAGGGUGGUUCAGGUGCCCGUCAAACCUGGAGCGAAAGAGGGAUCGAAGCCCCAGACUCAGAGGGUGACGCUCCAUCAGUGGGUGUCGCAGAUCGCCUCCAACACCAUGUCACUUCCUGCUUUACCCCCCCUGCCCCCCGGCAGGCUGAGCGACUGCGACGACAUGCGGCCCAGCAUACGGCGGAAAAAGCAAUUCCGCCAUCUGAGCGACCGCUACAGCUGCAGCGUGUGCGACAAGAGCUUCCCCUACCAGUCCAAGCUGCUGGACCACGAGCGCAUUCACACCGGCGAGAAGCCCUACCUGUGCACGGCGUGCAACAAAAGCUUCCGAACGCAGGGCUUCCUGAACAACCACCUGAAGACCCACAGCACGGAGCGGCCCUUCGCCUGCGGCCAGUGCGGCAAGUGUUUCACCAAACUGCAGAGCCUGACCAAACACAUUCUGGCGCACAGCGGGCAGAAGCCCUUCUACUGCAACAUCUGCAACAAGGGCUUCACGCAGUCCACCUACUUCAAGAGGCACAUGGAGUGCCACACCAGCCAGAUGACGUUCCCCUGCAAGCACUGCAACAAAGUCUUCCCCACCGCCUUCAAGCUGUCCAACCACGAGCGCUGGCACACCAGAGACCGCCCCCACAUGUGCGAGCGCUGUGGGAAGCGCUUCCUCGUCCCCAGCCUGCUGAAGAGACACAUGGGCUACCACAUAGGCGAUCGCCAGUACCUCUGCUCCCAGUGCGGCAAAACCUUCGUGUACCUGUCCGACCUGAAGAGGCACCAGCAAGACCACAUCCCCAAAGCCAAGAUCCCCUGUCCGGUUUGCCAGAAGAAGUUCUCCAGCAAGUACUGCCUGAGGGUUCACCUGAGGAUCCACACCAGGGAGCGGCCCUACCGCUGCACCAUCUGCGACAAGACCUUCACUCAAGUCGGGAACCUGAAAGUCCACAUCAGGCUGCACACCAACGAGCGACCCUUCAGCUGCGACGUCUGCGGCAAGACCUACAAGCUGGCGUCUCACCUGAACGUCCACAAACGGACUCACACCUGCAAGAAGCCCUGGACCUGCGAGACGUGCGGGAAAGGCUUCUCCGUCCCCGGCCUCCUGAAGAAGCACGAGCAGAUGCACAUCGACGAGGCCAACCCGGACUUCGCCGGGAAGCGGCGGCACCGGGGCAAACACAAGAAGCACGGCCUCAAGAGGAAGUACGACGAGGAGGAGGAGGGCAGCGAUGACUAUUGAACUAAAACAAAUACUCAUAAAUGCAGAAGAUCAUGUGAAUAUUAAAGUGUUUGGAUGAUUCACAGCCUCUUGUUCAGUGUGAUCAGGAUUGACCAAAGUAUUGUUUUUUUAGUUACAAAAAAUCAUACAUUUUAAUGUCAAACAAACGAGGAAUUUUCUUUUACUUUAAAGUAGGGGAAAAAAUAAAAAUGAAAAGUCAGUCACUGAUUCUGCAAAUUAAAAAUAUGGAGAUCCCUAACGUUUAUCCAAGAAACAGGAAGUGAAUUUUUCCUUAUUUGCUGUUAUUUUUUUCCACAUCAUACACUUAAAUUAUUUAAAAAAAAAACCAAAAAUGUUAAAUAUUCUGUCUCCCAGUUGAAGACAUUAAACUUUACAGAUCAUCUUUUUAACUUGUUCAAUCAGUGACUAAAACUUCACUGUAUGUGUUAAACUGUGAUGUUGGGUUACAUAAAGCCACCCCUGAACUUUACCUAUAUUUGACUGUUUAGUUAUUUUUACUAGUUCAAAAACAUCAUGUUUAUGUAAAAAGACACUUUUUAUAUGGUAAAAUGUAUUUCAAAGCAUGUGACUGUAGGGAACUCUUCUGAUGUGUGAUAAAAUACUGUAGCACCUAGACACAUUUUCCUUUUUUUUUUUUACUUUUUUUGUAAUUUUCAACUGUUUUUGCUAUUUACUGUAUAUA
Messenger RNA from Oryzias melastigma (Indian medaka), 4300 nucleotides. Its product is annotated as zinc finger protein 37. Gene Ontology annotation, biological process: regulation of transcription by RNA polymerase II. The record is from RefSeq and is a predicted model, not a curated record. Gene Ontology annotation, molecular function: RNA polymerase II cis-regulatory region sequence-specific DNA binding; DNA-binding transcription factor activity. Lineage: Eukaryota; Metazoa; Chordata; Actinopteri; Beloniformes; Adrianichthyidae. The transcript has 7 exons. The coding region runs from base 1354 to 3618 and encodes 754 amino acids.